Messenger RNA from Colletotrichum spaethianum, 258 nucleotides. RefSeq lists its product as uncharacterized. Bases 1 to 258 code for a protein of 85 amino acids. The record is from RefSeq and is a predicted model, not a curated record. The transcript has 3 exons. Lineage: Eukaryota; Fungi; Ascomycota; Sordariomycetes; Glomerellales; Glomerellaceae.
AUGCCCAGCGGUCAGGGAUACGAGUACAAGAGCUCUGGCACCAACAGCCAGGGCAACCACUACUGCGCCCGUGACUACGGCAGCAGCGCUUCCAACUCCAACUCGUACCACUAUUCUAACACCGAUGGGUCCUACUACUACUCCAACCCCAACGGCAGUACCUACUACAACAAUGGCUCCGGCAGCUCGACUUACACUUCCUCCGGCGGCGACAAGUCUUCUUCGGGCUACGGCUCCGGCAGCUCCGGCAAGAAGUGA